This is a messenger RNA of Caenorhabditis sp. 36 PRJEB53466, 622 nucleotides long. The record is from the annotation of a GenBank genome assembly. NCBI's taxonomy places the organism in Eukaryota, Metazoa, Nematoda, Chromadorea, Rhabditida, Rhabditidae.
AUGCGCGACGAAGACUUCUGCUGCGCCGUCUGCCUCGAUUUAUUCGUGGAGGUGAUUGUCUUACUCUUCCGUGGAUCAUCAGUACUUUUAUAAUUGCAGCCAGUUAUCAUUGAAUGCGGUCAUUCGUACUGUCGACUUUGCAUUGAGAGCCACUUAAAUGUCAAUGAAAAGUGUCCUUUAUGUAGGUCACAUGCUGGAAAUCCCAUAAGGAAUCGGCGAGUUCAUCUUUACAGAUCUUUUUUCAAUUUCCGGUUUCAGACAGUUGGAAUCCCUUACAAUGAGCUUCGUGUCAUCUCGGAAACUGGCAGAUGAGUAUUCCGAACGGAUGAAAUCGAAUCAGAAGAAGCUGUUGCUGCAGAACAGAGCCCUCGUUAUAAUCUGGACGGAACUCAACAAGCACUCGGAGAACUCGCUGUGUAACCUGAUGAAAGUAGGGAAACUUAUGAGAUCAGUUCAGUGAGCAUAGAUUCAGAAUGUGGAGGACCAAGAGUUGAAAUCAGAGAUCAUGCGGCAAGUGAGACAGCAGGCAGGAGUCGGACUGGAACACAGAGGGGACCUUCAGAGAGAAGAUGCGACGAUCUGGCUGAGGAGCAAGAAGACUCCCAGUUCACCGAGAGAAUAG